GCUUCAUUCGUGACAAGGAUAUCAAACAAGAUGACAGAUGCACAAAGAAAAUACCCAGUAAUUGCUGCCCGAGAAAGAGGGCCUGGACCAGGUAGAUACAGCUUACCCCCUACAAUUGGAAUUGUGGGUCAUGACCUCACCAAGAUUGCUGGACCAGCUUACACCUUUCAUGGGCACGCAAGCAAUUCAAUGUACUUUGUGGACUCAAGUCCAGGGCCACAAUACUACAUUGAUGCAAAGAUGACCCGCUUUGGGAGAGAUGGCACGCCAGCUUUCACCAUGUUAGGAAGAAGAAAAGACUCAAGUAUAUUGAAGACCCCUGGACCUGGAGAUUAUAGCCCAGAAGUUGCACCACCAUUGAACAGACAAAGGCAACCUCCAUCUUACACGAUGGGAUCCCGUACCAGGUAUCGCACUGUGGAUUCAGUACCAGCACCAAACAAGUAUAGUCUGCCUAGCUUGCUAGGGUCCAGAGUGCCCAUUAAGCCUUCCAGUGCCAGCUAUACUCUUUCCGGACGUACUAAGGUGGGUAGCCCAUCUGAAGACCUUUCAGGGACUCCAGGACCCGGGAGAUACAAUAGUACAGACCCAAGCAUCUACCUACCAAGAAAGCCAGCAUAUUCAAUGCUUGGACGUUACAAUCUACCAACAGACUCCACCAGAAAACCUGGACCAGGCACACAUAGCCCAGAAAAAGUGACUGCACACAAACCUAAGCCCCCUGCUUAUUCACUAGGCAUUCGACAUUCUGAAUAUGUAACCCCACUCAUCACAGAUGUUUCAGAAUAA
This is a messenger RNA of Polypterus senegalus (gray bichir), 789 nucleotides long. RefSeq names its product outer dense fiber of sperm tails 3-like 2b (gene cimap1d). The coding region runs from base 31 to 789 and encodes 252 amino acids. Lineage: Eukaryota; Metazoa; Chordata; Cladistia; Polypteriformes; Polypteridae. Gene Ontology annotation, cellular component: cytoskeleton. The record is from RefSeq and is a predicted model, not a curated record. The transcript has 4 exons.